AUGUUUAUGGAUAUCAUGCGUGAUCCUAGCCUGGAUAUCAUCUAUAUCGUGGUUGAUGCUCUGGACGAAUGUGUGCAGGACCAAGACAAGCUCUUACAGUUUAUUCUGCGAGAGACACAAGAAACACCCCGUGUUAAAUGGAUCAUUUCUAGCCGGAACCAUGUUCAACAGCGUACACGGCUCGUGGAAUCACAGUCUAUACUGAGCCUGGAACUGCAGGAAAACGCCGAAGCCGUGCUUCUGGCCAUCGGAGCUUACAUCUCGAACCGGUUAGCGGAACUUGAGUGUCUGGAGGAUGAUGAUACUUUGCGGGAAUAUGUUCAGCAGACUCUCCAUAAAAAAGCCGAAGGAACGUUUCUCUGGGUGGCGCUCGUCGUUCAGGAACUUCAGUAUUUGCUUCUACUUGGCCAGGCAAUCUCGUAG
Messenger RNA from Penicillium daleae, 423 nucleotides. RefSeq lists its product as uncharacterized. The transcript has a single exon. Lineage: Eukaryota; Fungi; Ascomycota; Eurotiomycetes; Eurotiales; Aspergillaceae. The coding region runs from base 1 to 423 and encodes 140 amino acids. The record is from RefSeq and is a predicted model, not a curated record.